This is a messenger RNA of Sporothrix brasiliensis 5110, 516 nucleotides long. RefSeq names its product mitochondrial import inner membrane translocase subunit tim16. The record is from RefSeq and is a predicted model, not a curated record. Gene Ontology annotation, cellular component: TIM23 mitochondrial import inner membrane translocase complex. Bases 1 to 516 code for a protein of 171 amino acids. The transcript has a single exon. Lineage: Eukaryota; Fungi; Ascomycota; Sordariomycetes; Ophiostomatales; Ophiostomataceae. Gene Ontology annotation, biological process: protein import into mitochondrial matrix.
AUGGUACGUACACGCAAGAUGCACGCAAGAUACACGCCCGGGAACACUACAUCACAGGCUAACGCGCCCCACCAGGCCUACCGCCUCAUCACCCAGGUAGUCGUCAUCGGCUCGCGCGUCCUCGGCCGCGCCUUUUCCGAGGCCUACAAACAGGCCAACGCCUCCAGCCAGUAUGCUCGUGCCCAGGCCAAGGCCGGCGGCACUGCGGGCGCGACCGGCCGUGCGAACCUCUCGACCGGCAUGACGCUGGACGAGGCCGCCCUGAUAUUGAAUGUGCCCAAGCCAACGACCGGAGGCACCGCGGCCAAAAACUACGACAUGGAGGAGGUCAUGGACCGGUUCAAGCGUCUGUUUGACGCCAACGACCCGCAAAAGGGCGGCAGCUUCUACCUGCAGAGCAAGAUUCUGCGGGCGCGUGAGCGCAUCGAGGCGGAAGUGGGCCCUGUGCUGGAAAAGGCGGCACAAGAGGCCGAGGUGCAGGCCGGGUUCAAGCCCAAGAUGUACAAGGACCGGUGA